This is a messenger RNA of Lepisosteus oculatus (spotted gar), 2139 nucleotides long. It is a transcript of the gene angptl3, whose product is annotated as angiopoietin-like 3. Lineage: Eukaryota; Metazoa; Chordata; Actinopteri; Semionotiformes; Lepisosteidae. Gene Ontology annotation, biological process: triglyceride homeostasis; cholesterol homeostasis; phospholipid homeostasis. The record is from RefSeq and is a predicted model, not a curated record.
GAAUUGAAUUGUCAGGCACCCUUUCUACAGCAAGGCAGACACACUCAAUAACAGCACAGACAGGAUUUUCGAAAGAUGAAGUCUCAUUACUUUUUCCUACUCCUUUUCCUACUUUUACCCUGCACGUUUUCCAGCAAAGAGGAAGACCCAACCUUCACUCAUGCACCAACAGAAACACGGUCCAGAUUUGCCAUGCUGGACGACGUCCGCAUAUUAGCCAAUGGGCUCCUACAGCUGGGUCGCGGGCUGAAAGACUUUGUGCACAAGACCAAAAGUCAGAUCAAUGACAUCUUCAAGAAGCUCAACAUCUUUGAUAAGUCCUUCUACGAGCUCUCGCUCAUGACCAGUGAGAUCAAAGAGGAGGAGGAAGAGCUGAAGAAAACCACCACCGUCCUGCAAGCCACCAAUGAGGAGAUCAAGAACAUGUCCUUUGAAAUCAACAACAAGAUCAACAGUAUUCUGGAAGAUCGGACGCAACUACAGUCGAAGGUGGGGGGUCUGGAGGAGAAGCUGAGUGGACUCUCCGAAAGCCUACCUGAAGCAACAGAACUGAAAGAGAUUUCAGCGCUCAAGAAUGUAAUUGAUGCACAAGAGAAAAGCAUCACAGAACUUCUAAAAGCCGUUAAAGAACAAAAUGACCAGCUGGAUUAUCAAAGGAACAAAAUAAUUAACUUGGAAGAAAAGCUCAAAUAUGAUGUUUUCCAAGACUUGAAUGAAAAAUCCCCUUCUUCAAAACCUAAAGAACUAACACCUGUUGGGUACCUUGAGAAGAACUCAACAAGCAAAACCUUCAACACAAAUGGUCUCCCUACUGACUGCCAAGAUAUUUACAAUGGAGGAGAGAAAACAAGUGGUGUUUAUCCAAUCAAGCCAAAUCAAUCAGAGCCUUUUAAUGUGUACUGUGACAUGACAGAAGAGGGAGGCUAUACGAUUAUGCAGCGAAGAAUGGAUGGGUCAGUGGAUUUUGACCAGACUUGGGAAAAAUAUGAAAAUGGAUUUGGCAAUCUUGAAAGUGAGUUCUGGCUGGGUCUGGAGAAAAUUCAUUCAAUUUCUAAGCAAGGAGACUAUAUUCUCCAAAUACAGCUGGAGGACUGGAGAAAUGAGAAACGGUCUAUUGAGUACCAGUUCAGUCUGGAGGGCAAAGAUUUAGACUACAUGAUUCACCUGACACCGAUCUCUGGAAACUUGCCGAACGCUAUGACCAACCAGACUGGGAUGAGGUUCUCCACCAAGGACCAAGACAACGACAACAAGAAAGACUCCAACUGCGCAGAGAAUUACUCAGGUGGCUGGUGGUUCAACGCGUGUGGGGACACCAACCUGAAUGGCAGAUACAUCAGAACGAAGUCCAGGGGCAAGACUGACAGGAGGAGGGGGAUCCACUGGAAACCAGGCAGGGGCAUUUCCUACUCCCUCAAGUCAACUAAGAUCGCCAUCCGCCCUGCCCCUGACGCCGGAAGCUUUCGUUAAGCUGAUGCGCGCAUUUAAAUUUAUUGGCGGUGAAGCUACCGAUGAUUUACAAAUUCUCGCAGUAUUGUGGACGGAAAAACACACAAUGGAUCAGUGAAGCAAGGCUGUCGCAUAAACACAAGUUUUUCAGGCUUUAUCUACAAGCGAUUCACAUAAUGCGUGCUGACAAGCUUUCACAUGGGGUAGCACUGGGAAACACAAAACCCUGUUUUAUACUCUUACAAGCAGCAUCUCACACUGAAGUAUACACAGCUGUGUAUCAAUUGCAUGUGGUUCCUAGCGUUUUUAACUUCACAGAUAAGCUAUUGAUAAGGAGAUCACACCUUAACAUAAACGGGAAGUUCUUCUGUUUAUACAGACACUAAUACAUGUUUAGCCUUGUUUUUUGUUUUUGUAGUUUUCUAACUUAAAAUAUUUAAACAAUCUGUAAUAGAACACUGGUAACAUGAAAAUUUCCAAAUGAUCAAAAAAGAAGUGAUGCAUAAAAGCAAUUAGUUUGUUGGAUCAUGUCUUCAAACAAUACUGGGUCAUAUUGACUCGUUGCAAAGUCGUUGUUCUGCAUACACAACUGUACUGUAUAUUUUGUUACGAAAGGUUGUAACUGUCAUGUUUACAGACGCUUCCUCAUUACCUGGGAAGUAAUAAUAAAUCAUAUUUAUGAAACACAAA